Messenger RNA from Prunus avium (sweet cherry), 2025 nucleotides. NCBI's taxonomy places the organism in Eukaryota, Viridiplantae, Streptophyta, Magnoliopsida, Rosales, Rosaceae. The record is from RefSeq and is a predicted model, not a curated record.
GUCAAAAUAGCAAGAUGGCGGCAAGAUAUUCAUCACCUGCGUGAUGACUUUGAGAAGGCAUUCUUAGAGGAGGAAAAAGCCUUGACAAAGUUUGAUGUUCACUGGAAAGAUAUUAAGAAAGAUAUUAGCAAAGUGCUGGAGCAGAGUGAAGAUCAAAACAAAAAGAAACAUCUUGAAAAGCAAUUACAAAAAAUGGGUAAGGAACCAGAAAGCGGCUUUAAUGAACCUGCCGCAGGACCUGGCAGUCUGAUUCUUGAUGGAAGCAUCGUCUAUUCUUCGGAGGACAUACAGGACAUACUAGGUCUAGGGAACGGGGAGAACCUUAUCCCAGAGCCAAGUCCAUCUCAAACUCCUGAAGAAGCUGCUGGCCCUGAAAGCGUGCAAGCCACAACAGGGCAGGAGAUAGGCAUCCCAACCAAUGAGAUCUUCGAGCCUAUCACUGCACCUGAACAAGCCACUGAUACUAAUUACGGCCAAAAAGUCCCUGAACAAGCUACUAUCUCUGAAGAAGAUCGAGUGCUGCUCCAACUUUCUUCUGCCAAACAGCUUCUUCAACUUCGGGAUGAAACACAUGCCUCAAAUGCAGCAAAGCAAGCCAAACAAACUCUCAGGACUUGGCUUUCCAGAGACCUGGAAACUUUUUCCGCUGAAGAAAACUUUGAAGAGAUAAAGGAGGCUCUGGAAGUCCUGCAUGCUCAGAACCUGCUCCCUGAACAACUGCUAAACAGGCUUCGCAAAAUGUUCAACUACUUUGAUGCUCGUAUUGCUGAAAACAUCCAAGAGAAACAAGAACUCCAUGACUGCACAAGGUUCUUGACUGAUCAUGAACAAGACCUGGUUAAGAUCAAACAUGGAGUAGAGAUAUGUCAAGCCUGUGAAGCUGAGCUGGAGGAUUAUGACUCAAAAAUUGGCAGGGUAAAGGCAGAAUUGGCUGCACUGGAACAAGGAAGAGCCGGAGUCAUGAAGAAAAUUCAGGGCGUGAUGGGAGGUGUGGAGCUUGUGAAGAGGAAAUUAGAACAAGAGUCUUCUCAAGCUGAUCAAGUCAGGGCUAAAAGAUUUAGGCUAGAAAUUAAGGUAGGUAGGAUUAACGGUCUGUGGUUAGCCAUUACGAAGGCUCAAUGGGUUGCUCUUCCUCCAGCGCCGAGAUUUCAACGGGCAGUAAAAACGGGAUUCAUAUGUGACCCUGCCUACUAUAACUACAAGGAACUCAAUAGUGAGCUUAAUGCUGAGUAUCGGUACAGAGUUGUGCGAAUCGAUCACCUUAGACUGUGGUCCUCCUCGCAAUUCAUGUUGGAGAUCUUCUCAUCAGAGACUGGUGAAUGGACACAGUCAGUUGUACAAUGCCCCAAAGACUUUCGUGGCUUUCAUUAUUGCAAUUGGGGAAUGCUUGCUUACAACGGAAUGUUGUAUUGGUCUGGUAAUGGUGGAAUUCUUAUGGAGUUGGAUCCCUUCAACAACAAUACUACGACCACUAGUACUAGUGCUUAUAAAAUUUUUGAGAACGAAUUCUGUAGUUUCGUUGCAUUUGAGAAGCCUGCUGCCGCAACCUUAGACGCUGAUCCUAGUUUUGAGUGCCUAAGCAUGUGCCAAGGGCGUUUACGGAUGUGCUAUUCCGGGAGUGGCAAGACUCUCUGUGUUUGGGAGUGGAAAGAAGUACAAGAUCCGACCAACGGAGGCAAAUUAAUGAAAUGUUUUUUGGUAAAAAGGUUUUUGUUGGACCAACUGGUUACGGAAAAUAAUCCAGUAAUUGUUGAAUGGGUAAAUAGAAAGGCGUGGUCGCAGGCUAUGGUGUUGGCUUUAGACCCCAAAGAUGAGGAUAUCUUAUAUGUACGUAUGGGUGGAGAUAUUGUAGCAUGCAACUUCCGUACAAGAAGUUCGUUCAUCAACACGCUAUCCGAUUUUGAUCAAACCAACAAUAUAGGGAGGCCCAAAAGUGCUCAAGUGAAAGCAUACUCAUUUUCACGCUGUUUGCCGACACCAGUUCCUAAACCGUUUCCUCAUCAUGUAUUGGUUGAAAGAGACUGA